This is a messenger RNA of Cantharellus anzutake, 820 nucleotides long. RefSeq lists its product as uncharacterized. The record is from RefSeq and is a predicted model, not a curated record. The transcript is spliced from 7 exons. Bases 169 to 657 code for a protein of 162 amino acids. NCBI's taxonomy places the organism in Eukaryota, Fungi, Basidiomycota, Agaricomycetes, Cantharellales, Hydnaceae.
CUGAGUCCAAGCUCGUUAUCCAAGGCACCCGCGUCCUCAUUGUUGUGAUGAACCGUUCUUCUCUCCGUUGGCCCGUUUUCUGGGUAGUUGUGGGCAAUCUCUUCUCAAUCAGUGCCUGGGCUGUAAGACUUCCACGUUGUUCUCAUUGUUAGUUGAUAGCUUUAGCUCAUGUUGGACCCUGUUGCUGCGUGCUUCCACUGGGUCACUUUUCGGAUUCUCGGCGUUAUGACCCCGAACAACUUCACCGCUGCGGCAGGAGACAUUAUAGCCUUUGAAUUCGUAACUGUCAUAAGUCAUUCGGUUGUGCAAAGCUCGUUCAAUAAUCCUUGCAUUCGCAGCGGUUUCGAUUCUGGAACGCACAUCGCGAAUGAGGGUACGGGCCAGCCUUAUGUGUUCAACUAUACCGUGGCCGAUACGAGCCCCGUGUGGUUGUUCUGUGAUGUCAGCACUCAUUGUAAGGAAGGAAUGGUAGCAGCUAUCAACCCUCCCACAAGCGGAGACCAGACAUUCGCUGCUUUCUUGGCCAAAGCUGAAGCUCGCGUAUCACGGGAACCACGACGAUCCCGACCACGAACACCACGAAUCGGGGUAGCACGACUACUUCUUCGGCGUCAAGCACAUCUCGCUCAGGUGCUGCGUCGAGAACGAUUGAGAUGAUGGGUAUCGCUGAUACUGGAGUUGGCGCUUUGGUCGCUAGUCUGUUGAUGAUGGUUGGUGCUGUCGCUACGUUGUGAGAAGGAUCGAUGAGAACGAGCAAAAAGCUGUCUGUUACAUCAAGUACUCUGGUCCUUUAAUUUACCCUGAUCUAGCGUUUUUCCCG